Dromaius novaehollandiae (emu) is the source of this 3997-nucleotide messenger RNA. RefSeq names its product carbohydrate sulfotransferase 9 (gene CHST9). Gene Ontology annotation, biological process: carbohydrate biosynthetic process; proteoglycan biosynthetic process. NCBI's taxonomy places the organism in Eukaryota, Metazoa, Chordata, Aves, Casuariiformes, Dromaiidae. The transcript is spliced from 5 exons. Gene Ontology annotation, molecular function: sulfotransferase activity. Bases 288 to 1523 code for a protein of 411 amino acids. The record is from RefSeq and is a predicted model, not a curated record. Gene Ontology annotation, cellular component: membrane.
UAACCGCGGGGCCGCCCCGCGCCCUCGAGGCCGCCGCGGGGAGGAGCGCUGCCGGCGCCAGGCGGGGGAGCGGCGCGCCGCGGAGCCGAGCGGCGGGCGCGGAGCGGCGGCGGGCAGAUGCUGUCAGUGUCCUGUUAUGUGAACAACAUAGCUUUUGUUUGGAAAAAAAACAGAAGAGGUCAGUGUCUCAGGAAAAGGUACAGAAGAAGAUGCAGGCACGCUGAAAACUUGCGCAAAGUGAACCAUGCGUCCUUUUGAAAGCUGAAAAGCAGCCUUCUGGUAGGGUCAUGAACCUAAGACAAGUCUUUGUGUCUGUGCUGAUGUUUGGGGUAGCUGGUCUACUCCUGUUCAUGUAUCUGCAGGCUUGGAUUGAAGAGCAGCAUACAGUGUCUGGAGAAAAAUUGCAACAGCAGAUAAUUAAUCAGGAUUUCAAGCUCCCACCUCCUGGGGAGCCAAGGAGAGCAGCCAAGAACAGGAGCACUCCUGCUUGCCUCAGCAAGCAAAAGAUGGUGGCCUCGGGGGGCACGCAUUCGCAGGGGAAGGCUGACCCUUUUGCUGUGGUAGCUGUCUCCUUGGCAAGCCAGCUGUUUGACCAGCAGAAGAAGACCGAGUCGUUUCUCAGCCAGUUCAGAGAGGUGUAUUUACCCCCUGCAAUGCGCCCUUUAAACAAGAGUUUAAUCAAGGGAGACAAGUGGAAGGAUGUUGAUGGUGUCCAGGAAAAACGCAGAUCCUUCCUUCAUGGCUUCUGUAAAGAAUAUAACAGCAGGAAGAAGCUGCGAACCCACCUUGUGCAUGUGGUGUCAAGGAUUUAUGUGGAGGAUAGACACAAGAUCCUGUACUGUGAAGUGCCUAAAGCAGGCUGCUCCAACUGGAAGAGAGUUCUCAUGGUGCUCAAUGGACUUGCCGCUUCAGCACACAACAUUUCUCAUGAUGAUGUGCACUAUGGUAAGCAUCUAAAGAAACUAGACAGUUAUGACCUAAAAGGGAUAUACACACGUUUGAACACUUACACUAAGACUAUAUUUGUACGUGAUCCAAUGGAAAGACUGGUAUCUGCAUUCAGGGAUAAAUUUGAACAUCCAAACAGCUAUUACCAUCCAGUAUUUGGGAAGGCAAUAAUUAAGAAAUACAGGCAAAAUGCAAAUGAAGAGGCAUUGAAAACAGGAUCAGGAGUUAAGUUCAAAGAGUUUAUCCAGUAUUUGUUAGAUUCCCAUCGACCAGUAGGAAUGGACAUACACUGGGAGCAAGUUAGUAAGCUGUGCUAUCCCUGUCUCAUCAACUAUGAUUUUAUAGGAAAGUUUGAAACCCUGGAAGAAGAUGCCAAUUACUUCUUGCAGCUGGUAGGUGCCCCAGCUGAGCUGAAGUUUCCUAAUUUCAAAGACCGACAUUCCUCUGAUGAAAGAACAAAUGCAGAAGUAGUGAGGCAAUACUUAAAGAAAUUGUCUAAGCAGGAGAGACAGCUGACCUAUGACUUCUACUACUUAGAUUACUUAAUGUUCAAUUAUACAUUACCAGUUGUAUAGCACCAGAAUAGCUUCAGGCUUCUAUUAGAUAUUUAUCAUUUCAGGAUUCAAAACAACUACUUUGAUGUUAGCCCUGAAAGGAAACAAAGUGACUGCUAAGUGGAGUUGUCUUGACUUAGUGGAGAUUUUAUAAACUAGAGUGACAUCAAUUGACAUAAAAUUAUAGGAAAAUGCACAAAAAAGACCUGUAAACAGCAUAAAUUGCACUAAAAUGCCCGGAAAAAGCUGCUUUUACCAUUAUAGAUUAUGUUGUGGAAGCAGUAGCGCAGCCAGCUGUUACAUUAGCUUACCUAAUGUUCUUUUAAUGGUUUAAGAAAAAAGCAUUCAAAAUAGCAUGAUUGUUUCUGUUUUAGAAAUUUUUUUGAAACUAUUUUUGAAUGUAUUUUUUACUUUCUGUAGCUUAUUAAUAAAAGAAAGCAUUGACUAAUUUUCUAAAAUGUUUGCAGUAUUCUCAGUUAUAAGGCAUGGUUGUAUGAUUACCAUCAGACUGUAGCUGUUUUCAGAACUGACUGUAUUUUACUGAAGGAUGCUCUCGAAUACAAAUGCAUAAAAUCUACAAGUAAUGCAGCAGCCAGCUGUUGUGCAGAAGAGAUUUUGGUAAGCCAGUGAUCCAGAGUCAUGGACCACAACCCCAUUUUGACUGAUGCACCUCAGAUGACACAAAAAAUGACCCUCCUCUCAGGGAACUGACACAUACUAUUAAAAUUAAUGUUUUAAUUUGCAGUGGAGGCAGCCACAUGAAGCACGCUGUGGUUCCGGUAUUCAAGCAAGUCUUCAUAUUAAGUGGUAGGGUAAAGUCUUAGGUGUUGGCAAUAGGACCUUCUACUGAGAAGCACAGUGCAAUUGCUGUGACCCCUCUGUGUCUGCCAGUGUUGGAUCACAUAUGCCGAUAUCGCCUCCCAAAUCCAUGGACUACUUUUUUUCCCCCAGAGCUUUGAGGAGUCUCCUGCAUUUUGCUGUCCUUUCUGCUUUGUCAGCAUCCAGCAAAGCCCAGGGGUUAACAGCAGGAUGGGUAUUGGUGAUGAGCCCUAGAAGCAGUUUGUGUGCAGAGUCCCAGUCUUUGUUGUAAAAGGAUAAGUGCCUUUCCUCCUCCGCUCUUCCCUCUCCUCCCUCAAGUGCUGUCUAACUGAUAUAUGCAGUUGUUCCUGUGAUCCACGGUGGCACAUGAUGUUGUAGGAUGGCCAGAGUAGAGUGUCCUAGGAGAAAGAGAAGUCUCUGUAAAAUGGAUGGGGAGAAAUCCCUAUGGCUGCCCUUCCGAGAUAAAGGUGACGUCCGGUUUGGAUACCGUAUGAUCUGGGGUGUUUGGCUCCGGCAUCUUGACUUAACAAUUUAUAGAAUAAGGAAACAGUCUGACAGGAAACUGAUGCAAGUAAAAUAGUAUUUGUCCCCUGUUUUUGACAAGUGUUCACUAUUAAAACUAUUGCUGUCCUUUCCCCUCAUGCCAUACAGGUGCAUGGCUUCGGUGUUUCCACAGGACUAAUCAAGGGCCUUUGCUGAAAGGAGAGACCAUUUCCUGCUGUGUCUUCGCUGCUUGUUUCUCUCUGUUUUCUCCUUAGAAGGAGGAAAAAAGCCCCUUCCAGCCUCCAGAGUACCACUGCGUAGCAUAGCAUGCUCCGCACAUCUCUCCAAGGCAGGCUGAGCUCCUCCGAGUGGGAAGGACAAGAGCACACUGGGGAGCAGAGGUCAUGCUGCGUUUGGCUACCAGCUGGCCACACCUGUAGCAGAAGCCAGCCCAUUCCCUGGGGGCCUUGAAGCAAAGAGAGGGAAAAAGAAAAACCCCACAAACUAUCUUCACCAGGUGGUGAGGACAGGAGCUGAUGCUCAGCACUGAACAGGACCUAGCAGAGUGCCCCAGACACGUGCAUGUGCCCAGGUUUACUUGUGUGAGCCAUUGCCAUGUCUAGCUGGACCCACAGAUGGUCACCCCAGAAGCAUUUAGGGGAAGGGAUGAGAUAGCUAAACAUAAACUCAGGUUAAUAGUGUCUCCCUAAAUCUUCCCCUUAAUUCUCAAGAUUGUGACUGAUUUUCACCUUCUUCCUUAAUACAAAUCCCUCCUGGUUUAUCUACAGUGCCAUUCUCAGAGCUGGGAACAUGGUUUCUGUGGGGAGAAGGCAGCUGCCCUGCAGCCGAUGACGGCCCUUUGCAAAAGGCACUGGAGAGAGGUUUCCUUGUAGUUGGUCUCAGGCAUUCUUGCAGCACCUACCACAUGUAUGUCAUGCUUUUUUAUGGCUGUUACUGGGUAGGAUGAAAUUCCCUGUGUCUUUACCGAGCAUAAUUCUUUUCUGAUUUUGGCCUUGCACUUAGACUGUUGCCCUUGAGUGGGAAUAUGCCUUAGGACCUUAAAGAGCACAUCCUGCCAGAGUUUCAAUUUUGUGUGAUCCAGCCUCCUAAGUUAUGUGACAACAAAGUCAGUCCUUAGUUUUCACUCAGGUUUUUACCUUGGUGUAUCAGCAUCUUUCCACUGGUGCGGCAGA